AUGCACGUAGUAACUGGAAUAGUUGCGUCGGUGCUAUUUCUUAUCUGUGUUUCAACAUCGCCAAUUGUUGAUCAACAGGCGGUGCAAGAUAUUUUCGAAGGAGAAGAAAAUUUUGUGAAUUCAUUGGAACCAGAACAGCAGACCCGGUGGACUCAAAUUCGAAAUGAAUUAUAUGAUACAAUCGUUAACAAGGCAAUCGGAACUGCCGGAGAACAGGAUCAAAACGACGUGGCUGGCAAAGACGUAGAGGAUUUCAUCGCGUCAUUGAAUCCAACACAAAGGGGAUGGAUACAGAUAAUAUGGAGAAAAACGAAUCGAAUCGUUAGUAAAUCCUUCGAUACUCCUUGGAUACCGAAUGCAUCCAGAGUACCUGUUCGUGGCACGUGUGGGGGAGGAUGUAUACUGUCCAGUCAAUGUGAAAGAUAUUCUAGUAGUAGAGAUUGUCGCUGUACCUGGUUUUCAUGCCGCAGAUUUUGA
This is a messenger RNA of Rotaria socialis, 477 nucleotides long. The record is from the annotation of a GenBank genome assembly. NCBI's taxonomy places the organism in Eukaryota, Metazoa, Rotifera, Eurotatoria, Philodinida, Philodinidae.